Messenger RNA from Spodoptera littoralis (African cotton leafworm), 1509 nucleotides. The record is from the annotation of a GenBank genome assembly. NCBI's taxonomy places the organism in Eukaryota, Metazoa, Arthropoda, Insecta, Lepidoptera, Noctuidae.
AUGGAUAAACCUACUAUGCAUAUGUUGGAUGUCCAGGAGAAAGGGGGACAGACUAGAAAAGCUAAUCAGUAUAUAGCUGCUGUUGCAGCUGCAAUAGCCGCGGUCGCUGGAGGAACCAUCCUAGCAUGGACUUCACCAGCCCUACCUCAACUGGAACCGUUCAAGAACGUCACGAUAGUCAAUGGCACGGCAUCGAACUCCACAGCCAAUGUAACAGGCUCGGGCUUACCAGCAAACUACUCAGGCUUAGUCAACUCUUUAGGACAACCCGCUGACUUCCUCUUGGAUACCACGCAAAGUUCCCUUGUAUCAUCAAUCCUUGCCAUUGGAGCAGCUAUCAGUGCUCUUCCAGUGGGUGUGCUAGCUAACAAAGUUGGCAGAAGACCGACAGUGCUCAUCCUCUCCAUACCAUUCCUGCUCAACUGGCUGCUCACCAUCUUCGCGAAUGGAGCUGGAAUGCUCAUUGCUGCGAGGUUCUUCGCUGGAUUGGCUACUGGUGGUGCUUGCGUGGCGGCUCCAAUGUACAUCGGCGAGAUAGCAGAGACUUCCAUCCGAGGGUCUUUAGGUGCCUUCUUCCAGCUGUUCUUGACUGUCGGCAUCCUGUUCACCUUCGUGGUCGGUGGCUGGACUCAUUGGAGAACCCUCUCCAUCAUCUCUGCUGUCUUCCCCGUUCUAUUGGUUGCUGUGUUCUGGUGGAUGCCAGAAACUCCUCAGUAUCUUCUUGGCAAGAACAGGCGACGUGAUGCGGAAAAGUCUCUCCGUUGGCUGCGAGGACCUGACGCCGACCUUACCGCUGAACUGGAGGAGAUGCAGAAAGAUGUGGACGAAGCAUCUCGUCAAAGAGCCGGAGCGCUAAGCAUGUUAACAAACAAGGCCCCUCGUAUGGCGCUCAUCUGUGGUCUAGGUCUUAUGUUCUUCCAGCAGUUCAGUGGCAUCAACGCCGUCAUCUUCUAUACUAACAACAUCUUCCAGUCUGCUGGCUCCAACAUCCCUCCUGUCAUUGCUACCAUCAUUGUAGGAGUUGUUCAGACCAUUGCUACCUACCUUUCGUCCGUCUUCGUUGAUAAGGCUGGUCGUAGAAUCCUACUCCUCCAAAGCACAAGUAUCAUGGGUCUCUGCCUCGUCAUCCUUGGCAUCUACUUCAAGAUGCAGAAAGAUGGCUACAACGUCGGCUCCUUCGGUUGGAUCCCUCUCGUUUGCCUCAUCCUCUUCAUCGUGUCCUUCUCCAUGGGCUUCGGUCCCAUUCCUUGGAUGAUGAUGGCUGAACUCUUCCCUGUAGAGUAUCGUGGAACUGCCACUGGUAUUACGGUCAUUACCAACUGGAUGCUGGUCUUCGUGGUCACCCUUUGCUUCCCCAUUAUGCAGGUAGCUAUAGGCAUCUACAGUUGCUUCUGGUUCUUCGCUGGCUUCAUGGUCCUUGGCACCAUAUUCGUCUUCUUCCUCAUCCCUGAGACCAAAGGUAAGACUGUAUCCCAAAUCCAAGCCAUUUUGGCCGGUAAGAACUAUUAA